Messenger RNA from Perognathus longimembris pacificus (Pacific pocket mouse), 5911 nucleotides. RefSeq names its product dedicator of cytokinesis 5 (gene Dock5). Gene Ontology annotation, cellular component: cytoplasm; plasma membrane. Bases 146 to 5719 code for a protein of 1857 amino acids. The record is from RefSeq and is a predicted model, not a curated record. Lineage: Eukaryota; Metazoa; Chordata; Mammalia; Rodentia; Heteromyidae. Gene Ontology annotation, biological process: small GTPase-mediated signal transduction; cell migration. Gene Ontology annotation, molecular function: small GTPase binding; guanyl-nucleotide exchange factor activity; GTPase activator activity. The transcript is spliced from 52 exons.
GCGGCGCGGCCGGGCGUGGAGUCGGCGAAGUUUGGCGGAACAUGGCGGCCGAGCCCGGGGCGCGCCGGGGCGCGCGGGGGUGGCCGGAGCCCGGGGAGCUGUAGCGUCGCCGCAGUCGCCGCCGCGGCGGGGCGAGGUGGCCGCCAUGGCCCGCUGGAUCCCGACCAAGAGGCAGAAGUACGGGGUUGCGAUCUACAACUACCAUGCUUCCCAAGACGUGGAGCUGUCCCUGCAGAUCGGCGACACGGUCCACAUCCUGGAGAUGUACGAGGGUUGGUACAGAGGAUAUACUCUCCAGAAUAAAGCUAAAAAGGGCAUUUUCCCUGAAACGUACAUCCAUUUGAAGGAGGCCACUGUGGAAGACCGGGGGCAGCACGAGACGGUGAUUCCCGGGGAGCUGCCCCUGGUGCAGGAGCUCACGGGCACGCUGCGAGAAUGGGCCGUCAUCUGGCGCAAGCUCUAUGUGAACAACAAGGUGACGCUCUUCCGCCAGCUGCAGCAGAUGACCUACAGCCUGAUCGAGUGGCGCUCCCAGAUCCUCUCCGGGACGCUGCCCAAGGACGAGCUGGCCGAGCUGAAGAAGAAAGUCACAGCCAAAAUCGAUCAUGGCAACAGAAUGCUUGGGCUGGAUCUGGUGGUGAGAGACGACAAUGGGAAUAUCUUGGACCCGGAUGAAACCAGCACCAUCGCUCUCUUCAAAGCGCACGAAGUGGCCUCCAGACGGAUCGAGGAGAAGAUUCAAGAAGAAAAGUCGAUCCUGCAGAACCUGGACUUGCGAGGCCAGGCCAGCUUCAGUACGGUCCACACCUACGGCCUCUACGUGAACUUCAAGAACUUCGUGUGCAACAUUGGGGAGGACGCCGAGCUGCUCAUGGCCCUCUACGACCCAGACCGGUCCACCUUCAUCAGUGAGAACUACCUGAUCCGCUGGGGCAGUAACGGGAUGCCCAAGGAGAUUGAGAAGCUCAAUAACCUCCAGGCGGUGUUCACCGACCUCAGCAGCACCGACGUCAUCCGGCCGCGCGUCAGCCUCGUGUGCCAGGUGGUCCGCGUGGGCCGCAUGGAGCUGAAGGAGGGCAGGAAGCACACCUGCGGCCUGCGGAGGCCCUUCGGAGUGGCAGUGAUGGACGUGACCGACAUCGUGCGCGGGAAGGUGGACGACGAGGAGAAGCAGCACUUCAUCCCCUUCCAGCAAAUCGCCAUGGAAACGUACAUCCGGCAGAGGCAGCUCAUCAUGUCGCCCCUGAUGCCGUCCAGCGUCAUCGGAGAGAACGAGCCCCUCACGUCCAUCCUGAACAAAGUCAUAGCGGCCAAGGAAGUGAAUCAUAAAGGACAAGGUCUUUGGGUGUCCUUGAAGCUGUUGCCCGGUGACCUCGCUCAGGUGCAGAAGAACUUUUCCCACCUGGUGGAUAGAUCGACAGCGAUCGCCCGGAAGAUGGGCUUUCCAGAAAUCAUACUGCCAGGAGAUGUCCGGAACGAUAUCUAUAUCACUCUGAUCCAUGGGGAGUUCGACAAAGGCAAGAAAAAGACGCCCAAGAACGUGGAGGUGACCAUGUCUGUGUUUGACGAGGAGGGCACCCUUCUGGAGAAAGCAAUCUACCCCGGCGCGGGGUACGAGGGCAUCUCCGAGUACAAAUCGGUGGUGUACUACCAGGUCAAGCAGCCCUGCUGGUACGAGACGGUCAAGGUAUACAUCCCCAUCGAUGACGUCACGCGGUGCCACGUCCGCUUCACCUUCCGACACAGGUCAUCGCAGGAGUCCAGGGAUAAGUCCGAGCGAGCCUUUGGCGUGUCCUUCGUGAAGCUGAUGAACCCGGACGGCACCACGGUGCAGGACGGGAGGCACGACCUGGUGGUGUACAGGGGGGACAACAAGAAAAUGGACGAUGCCAAAUUCUACCUGACCCUGCCGGGGACCAAGGCGGAGAUGGAAGAGAAGGAGCUGCAGGCGUCCAGCAAGGACAGCACGAAGGACAGCUUCCAGAUCGCCACGCUCAUCUGCUCCACAAAGCUCACGCAGAACGUGGACCUGCUAGGCCUGUUAAAUUGGCGUUCCAACGCCCAGAACAUCAAGCACAACCUCAAGAAGCUCAUGGAGGUGGAUGGAGGAGAGAUCGUGAAGUUUUUGCAAGAUACGCUGGAUGCUCUCUUCAACAUCAUGAUGGAAAUGUCAGACAACGACACGUACGACUUCCUUGUGUUUGACGCUCUGGUGUUUAUUAUCUCACUGAUCGGAGACAUCAAGUUCCAGCAUUUUAAUCCCGUCCUGGAAACCUACAUUUACAAGCACUUCAGUGCCACCUUGGCAUACGUGAAACUCUCCAAGGUACUGAACUUCUACGUGGCCAACGCGGACGACUCCAGCAAGACGGAGCUGCUCUUCGCCGCGCUGAAAGCCUUGAAGUACUUGUUCAGGUUCAUCAUCCAGUCGCGCGUGCUGUACCUGAGAUUCUACGGCCAGAGCGAAGAUGGAGACGAGUUUAAUAACUCAAUCCGCCAGUUAUUCCUUGCUUUCAAUACGCUGAUGGACAGGCCUCUGGAGGAAGCCGUCAAGAUCAAGGGAGCAGCUCUGAAGUACCUUCCUAGCAUAAUUAACGACGUCAAGCUGGUGUUCGAUCCUGUGGAGCUCAGCGUGCUCUUCUGCAAGUUCAUUCAAAGCAUUCCUGACAACCAGUUGGUCCGGCAGAAGCUCAACUGCAUGUCCAAGGUGGUGGAGAGCAGCCUGUUCCAGCAGUCGGAGUGCCGCGAAGUGCUGCUGCCGCUGCUGACGGACCAGCUCAGCGGUCAGCUGGAUGACCACUCUCCCAAGCCGGACCAUGAGGCCAGCUGCCAGCUCCUCAGUAGCAUCCUGGAGGUGCUGGACAGGAAGGACGUGGGCCCCACGGCGGUGCACGUGCAGCUGAUCAUGGAGCGGCUGCUACGGAGGAUCAACCGGACGGUGAUCGGGAUGAACCGGCAGUCCCCCCACAUCGGCAGCUUCGUGGCCUGCAUGAUCACCAUCCUGCAGCAGAUGGAGGACAGCCACUACAGCCACUACAUCCGGACCUUCAAGACCCCGCACGACAUCAUCGAUUUCCUCAUGGAGACCUUCAUCAUGUUUAAGGACCUGAUCGGCAAGAAUGUCUACGCCAAGGACUGGAUGGUCAUGAACAUGACGCAGAGCAGGGUGUUUCUCCGGGCGAUCAAUCAGUUUGCUGAAGUCCUCACGAGACGCUUCAUGGACCAGGCGAGCUUUGAACUUCAGCUCUGGAACAAUUACUUCCAUUUGGCCGUAGCUUUUCUUACCCAUGAGUCCUUGCAGCUUGAGACCUUCUCACAAGCCAAACGCAACAAAAUUGUAAAAAAAUAUGGGGACAUGAGAAAGGAGAUCGGCUUUAGGAUUCGGGACAUGUGGUACAACCUGGGUCCCCACAAAAUCAAAUUCAUCCCAUCUAUGGUGGGCCCCAUUCUGGAGGUCACUCUGACCCCCGAAGUGGAACUCCGCAAAGCCACCAUCCCCAUUUUCUUUGAUAUGAUGCAGUGUGAGUUCAAUUUCAGUGGAAGUGGCAAUUUCCAUAUGUUCGAGAACGAACUGAUCACAAAGCUGGACCAGGAGGUAGAAGGGGGCCGCGGAGACGAACAGUACAAGGUUCUUCUGGAAAAGCUGCUCCUGGAGCACUGCCGAAAGCACAAGUACCUGUCCAGUUCUGGCGAGGUCUUCGCCCUCCUGGUCAGCAGCCUCUUGGAGAAUCUGUUGGACUACAGAACCACCCUCAUUCACGAUGAGAGCAAGGAGCACCGCAUGAGCUGCACCGUCAACGUGCUGAAUUUCUACAAAGAGAAGAAGCGAGAGGACAUAUACAUACGAUACCUGUACAAGCUCCGAGACUUGCACCGAGACUGUGAGAACUACACGGAGGCCGCCUGCACACUGCUCUUACACGCUGAGCUUCUGCAGUGGUCUGACAAGCCCUGCGUGCCUCAUUUGCUCCAGAGGGACACUUACUAUGUUUGCACUCAGCAGGAGCUGAAAGAGAAACUCUACCAAGAAAUCAUAUCGUACUUUGACAAAGGCAAGAUGUGGGAGAAAGCCAUCAAGCUGAGCAAGGAACUGGCGGAGACCUACGAGAGCAAGGUGUUCGACUACGAGGGGCUGGGCAGCCUGCUGAAAAAACGAGCUUCGUUUUAUGAGAACAUCAUCAAGGCCAUGCGGCCUCAGCCGGAGUACUUCGCCGUGGGCUACUACGGGCUGGGCUUCCCGGCCUUCCUGCGGAAUAAAAUCUUCAUCUACCGGGGGAAGGAGUAUGAGAGGCGAGAAGACUUCAGCCUGAGGCUGCUCACCCAGUUCCCCAAUGCUGAGAAGAUGACCAGCACCACCCCCCCGGGAGAAGACAUCAAGUCCUCCCCGAAGCAGUAUAUGCAGUGUUUCACUGUGAAGCCAGUCAUGAGCCUGCCGCCCAGCCUCAAGGACAAACCCGUUCCAGAGCAGAUCUUAAACUACUACCGCGCCAACGAAGUGCAGCAGUUCAGCUACUCGCGGCCCUUCCGCAAGGGGGAGAAGGACCCAGACAAUGAGUUCGCGACCAUGUGGAUUGAGCGGACCACGUACACGACGGCCUACAGCUUUCCUGGGAUUCUCAAGUGGUUCGAAGUCAAGCAGAUCUCCACGGAGGAAAUCAGCCCCUUGGAGAAUGCCAUAGAGACCAUGGAGCUGACCAACGAGCGGAUCAGCAACUGCGUGCAGCAGCACGCGUGGGACCGGUCGCUCUCGGUGCACCCACUCUCCAUGCUGCUCAGCGGCAUCGUGGACCCCGCUGUCAUGGGGGGCUUCUCCAACUACGAGAAGGCCUUUUUCACAGAAAAGUACUUGCAGGAGCAUCCCGAAGACCAGGAGAAGGUGGAGCUGCUCAAGAGACUUAUAGCGUUACAGAUGCCCCUGCUCACGGAAGGGCUGCGCAUCCACGGCCAGAAGCUGACGGAGCAGCUCAAGCCGCUGCACGACCGCUUGUCCUCCUGCUUCCGGGAGCUCAAGGAGAAAGUGGAGAAGCUCUACGGGGUCAUCACGCUGCCAUCCAACCUGCGGGAGAGGAAGCAGAGCCGCUCGGGCUCCCUCCUGCUGCCCUACAUCAUGUCCUCCACGCUGCGGAGGCUGUCUGUCACCUCCGUGGCCUCCACCUCCUCCACCUCCUCGGAAAACGCUCCUUCCAGGCCGGGAUCCGAUGGGUCAGUCCUGGAGCCCCUCUUUGAGCGCAGGGCCUCCUCGGGUGCCAGAGUCGAAGAGGUCACCCUCAGAGAGGACAGUGAGAACCGGGUCAGCAGGUUCAAGAGAAAAGACUGGAAUCUGAGCAAGUCUCAGGUCAUCGCAGAGAAACCGCCGGAGCCGGACCUGAUGAGUCCAGCCAGAAAAGUCCAGAGGCCCAAGAGUCUCCAGCUGGUGGACAGUCGGCUGACGCCAUUUCCCGGCUGCUCUCCUCCUCCCUCCACGCCCCUGAGCCCGCCUCCGCUCACACCCAAAGCCACCAGGACCCUCAGCUCUCCAUCUUUGCAGACAGAAAGGCUGGUGACUUCUACCCCCCCUCCGCCUCCCCCCAAAAGCAAGCCCUAUGAGAACAGCCAGAGGAACUCUGCCGAGAUCGCGCCCCCGCUGCCCGUGCGCAAAGAAUCCCGAGGCCCGCCCCCGCCCCCCCCCAAAGCUCGGAAAUCCGGCCCGGGACCUUCGGAGCCCGGCGGCGCGCAGUGAGGACUCGCCGCCUCUGCACCUCCCGGGGCCUGGGGCUCCGGAGAGGGGCCGCUCCGGGCCGGGACACCGCCCGCCGGGUCACCGCCGCCCCCGCGCGGUCCAAAGCUCUGACGGAGACCCGGGGCCAGGCCGCGCCGCCUCCAACACCCCUGGCCACACGGAGUUCUGCUGCACCGCGGCGCCCGCCACUGC